UAAAAACAAAAGUCAGCGACUCAGAGAGCACGUAUUCUUCGUCAUUUCUCAACCUCUCCUCCCUUUCCCAAUAUUGAUCUUUGUGUUGAUGGUUGCUGUUUCUUAGAAGACCAAUGAGUAAUUAUGCAGCCGGACUUGAUAACUCUGGCUCAGGUAAAAGGAGAAUAAGAGAUCUUUUGAAACAACCUGAUAACCGAGUCUGCGCUGAUUGUUCCGCUCCUGAUCCCAAAUGGGCAUCAUCAAAUAUCGGAGUCUUCAUUUGCUUAAAAUGUUGCGGUGUGCACAGAAGCCUCGGCACUCAUAUCUCAAAGGUCUUGUCUGUGACACUUGAUGAAUGGUCUGAUGAGGAAGUCGACUCCAUGAUUGAGAUUGGAGGAAAUGCUUCUGCAAAUUCUAUUUACGAAGCUUUUGUACCCGAAGGAAGCUCUAAGCCUGGACCUGAUGUUAGUCAUGACCAGCGUAUGAUAUUCAUCAGGGCUAAGUAUGAACACCAAGAGUUCCUGAAACCAAGCUUGCGGAUUACGUCAGGGAAAGCUUGCUCAACAAAGAAACCAUCAUUUGUCAAAUCAAGUCUUUCUACAAAAUUCAUGGAUAGUUUUCGCGCAAAUUCAUCAUCAAAGAAGAUGUUUGAGGAAGGAAUGGUAGAGUUUAUUGGAUUGUUGAAGGUGACUGUCAAGAAAGGUACUAACUUAGCAAUCAGAGAUAUGAUGUCAAGUGAUCCAUAUGUUGUCUUGAAUCUUGGGAAGCAAAAGCUUCAGACAACAGUUGUGAAUAGUAAUUUGAACCCAAUAUGGAACCAAGAACUCAUGCUUUCUGUUCCUGAGAGCUAUGGUCCAGUGAAGUUGCAAGUGUAUGAUUAUGACACAUUCUCUGCUGAUGAUAUAAUGGGAGAAGCUGAACUUGAUAUCCAACCUCUGAUAACAUCUGCAAUGGCUUUUGGGGAUCCUGAGAUGUUUGGGGAUAUGCAAAUAGGAAAAUGGCUGAAGUCGCAUGAUAACCCGCUUAUAGAUGACAGCAUCAUUAACAUCGUUGGUGGGAAAGUGAAACAAGAGGUUCAGAUCAAGCUUCAGAAUGUAGAGUGUGGAGAAUUAGAGCUAGAAAUGGAAUGGUUGCCACUGGAACAAUAAUAGUAUCAGCAGGUCCAUUAUGUAUUAAAUUACAAUUUGCGUACUCUUUUGUUGAAACAUUUUUGGAUCUUUCCACAGGACUCUUUUUUUGUUAUAUUUGUUUCCGAUGGUUAUAUAUCUUCAGAGUACACAUUGUAUUUAUACUAUUAAAGCAGGAUCCUAUUGGUCUUUUUACUAAAAAUACUUUUUUUUUACUAACAUUGCAUAUUUCAUUAAUGACAAUCAAGUAAUAUUAAUAACACAUCUAUAUUGGAUUAUUUUUUUGGAUCCAGUCCACUGCCUACAUCAUUUCUCUUGGGCCAUUUGGGCCAAUUAAGAAAUCAGAUCCAAUUUUUUUUUUUUCCAAGUU
Molecule: messenger RNA, 1476 nt
Organism: Raphanus sativus (radish)
Lineage: Eukaryota; Viridiplantae; Streptophyta; Magnoliopsida; Brassicales; Brassicaceae
Product: probable ADP-ribosylation factor GTPase-activating protein AGD13
Exons: 9
Coding region: 114-1127 (337 amino acids)
Molecular function (GO): GTPase activator activity; phospholipid binding
Source: RefSeq, a predicted model, not a curated record